Calliphora vicina (urban bluebottle blowfly) is the source of this 1678-nucleotide messenger RNA. RefSeq lists its product as uncharacterized. Gene Ontology annotation, biological process: cell surface receptor signaling pathway via JAK-STAT; embryonic development via the syncytial blastoderm. Lineage: Eukaryota; Metazoa; Arthropoda; Insecta; Diptera; Calliphoridae. Bases 395 to 1678 code for a protein of 427 amino acids. The transcript is spliced from 4 exons. The record is from RefSeq and is a predicted model, not a curated record.
AAUUAAACAUUUUUUAAUUUAAAUCAAUUUUUUAUGAUUUUUCUAUUUGUUUCUUUAAUUUUAAUGGUGUUAGUUGCUAAUCUAACGCAACUGACAGAGAGAUAUCAACAAAACGGCCAACCUAAAACAACGAGAUUUUCUAUUAGGCGAGCCGUUGCCCAUAACACGGCCGCAGCAAUUGCAACAUUAUAGUUCCAGGCAGCAGAAAACCAGACAACAAAGGCAGCUAGAAAAAACCAACAACAAAUUGUUUGGAAAACAACAGCAACAACCGCAACAUCAACUAAAACAGCAAUUACUACAUACGACGACAAUCAGUUGCUGUCGUAAUUGUAACUGUUGCCACGAAGGUGAUUGUAUUAGUUGUUGUAGUUGUUGUUGUCAUUGCUGUUGCAUGUUAACGCAAAGUUUCACGCAUAAAAGCCACAAAAUUACCACCUUAACAACAGACAGUUAUAAACAACUAUUUGUUUUGAUUACUAUGUUAUUAACAGUAUUAAGUGUACAGCCAUCAACAUUUACAAUGGCAGCACCUUUGCAACAGCCACAACAGUAUCAGCUAACGCAGCCGCAGCUACAUCAACAACAACAUAAUUUACCCCACGAUACACUUCAUCAUUCCCAGUUACCUGACAUUUUGUUGGCUGAUGAAAAAGUACACAGAUAUGAUCAUCAUCAUAAUUAUAUUUAUCAUAAUCAUCAAAGGCAUAGACAACAGCAGCAGCAGCAGCGUCAUCUACAGCAUCAACAAUUGGAGACUGAUUUAAUACGGAACGUGGAGGAUGAGGAUGAUGAGGAGAAGAUACAUAAACGCGAAAUAAGUUGGCAUGAUUAUUACAAUAGUAUAAUGCAAUCUCAGGCAAUUAAUUGGUAUAAUCCUUGUGGUGGCUUUUCAAAAAUGGACGAAAAACCGGUUAAACGAAAGAGACCUCCACCAAUCAAAAAGGAACUAAGAAAACUACAAAAUACCAUAGCUAAAAAUUAUAAUUUAAUAAAGGGCACCCUACAUGCGAUCAAUAUACGUAACAUGAAGCAGUGGGACUUGGGUGAACAAUACUCGUUUCUGCCCAAAUUAAAUACCAAUUCAAGUAUCUCACUCCGUCGCUGGCAUCGUCAAUUGCAAAUCUACGUGGCUGCUUUCGAAUAUCUACGACGCGCUCAAUUACACUUUGAUUAUGUAAGAGACAGUCAGGAAAGUCCCUUUGCACAUGAACUAAAUGAUCUAAUGAAAGAUGCUCGCAAUAUAUUAUGCAAUAUAGAACAUGCCAUCAAUAACACAACCACACGAAAGAGUGCCACAAAUAUCGACUCACUCUUUAUAAGUCGCACCAGAAUGGAAGGUAUAUUUAAUUUUACCACAAACAUAAAAUACGUGUCACCCUUGAAAUGGCAUCAAAUAAAAACCGAUGACAAAAAUUGGAUUGUUAAUGAAAUUGAUUUAAGAUUUGCCAAAUCUCAUUAUCUGGGUUUUGUACGCAAAUUAAUGAAAAUCUUGAGAAUGCAUACAAAAAGACCGGGACCCAUAUAUCUGGGCAAAAAUGGCAAUGGCAAUAAAAAGCAACCAGAACAAAAUCGGCAGCUACAGCAACAAAAGAAAUCACAAAAUCGGGAUAAAACCAAACUAAGACAUUCAAAAAAUAACUCGAAUAAGUAUUACAAAGAAAAUACAUUCUCUUAA